Fulvia fulva is the source of this 414-nucleotide messenger RNA. RefSeq lists its product as uncharacterized. Bases 1 to 414 code for a protein of 137 amino acids. The transcript has a single exon. The record is from RefSeq and is a predicted model, not a curated record. Lineage: Eukaryota; Fungi; Ascomycota; Dothideomycetes; Mycosphaerellales; Mycosphaerellaceae.
AUGUUCACCACCAAGACCAUCCUCGCCCUCUCCGCCGUGGCGAUCACUACCUUCGCAGCACCAGCACCAGUUCUCACCACCCAGACAAUCACUGCAACGCACGACUUCGGCGCUGGCCCAACAGCGUUCAGCUGGACCACAAUUUUCACCGUCACCCCAGCUGGCGGUGUUGCUCCAACUCCAAUUCUAGCCAAGCAAACGGUUGGCGAACCAGUCAAGCCUGAGGAGACAACGGUCGUGGGUGCUCCAGUCAAGGUUGAGCCAACUCCCAUCGUGGUUCCAUCACCAAGCAAGCCGACUGAGCACUUGACGACUCAGACUAUUACUGCUACUGCGGACUUUGGUGCUGGUCGUGUGCCGUUUACGUGGACUACGACUUUCCCUGUUGCGCCUACUCCUCUGCAUGUCGCAUAA